This is a messenger RNA of Zophobas morio, 2031 nucleotides long. RefSeq names its product Vacuolar protein sorting 45 (gene Vps45). Gene Ontology annotation, cellular component: Golgi membrane. NCBI's taxonomy places the organism in Eukaryota, Metazoa, Arthropoda, Insecta, Coleoptera, Tenebrionidae. The record is from RefSeq and is a predicted model, not a curated record. The transcript has a single exon. Gene Ontology annotation, biological process: intracellular protein transport; vesicle-mediated transport. The coding region runs from base 210 to 1919 and encodes 569 amino acids.
UUAAAUAAAAAAUGGUGUAGGUUUUUUAAUAGUAGAUUAUAUUCAUAAAUGACACCGACUUAUAUACUUAUACGUCAAAAUAUUGGCAGAUAACCAUUACAAUUAACAAGUCCCAGUUUUUAAUAAAAAUUAAGGAAAGUUCUGGUGCCUGCGACACAUUUUAUAGAUUUAUCAAGUCAUUUUAUCUGUGAUUAUAAUCAGUAACCAAAAUGAACGUAAUCGCGGCUGUUAAAGCGUAUGUUACAAAAAUGACUGAGGAGAGUGAACCUGGUAUGAAAAUUCUCUUGAUGGAUAAAGAGACCACCAGUGUCAUUAGUAUGGUAUACGGGCAGUCCGAAAUUCAACAAAAAGAAGUGUUUCUACUGGAGAGAUUAGAUUCAGCUAACCAGAGUAAUUCAAUGGGUUUGCGAUACCUCAAGUGUUUGGUGUUUUUACGUCCAACUCAAGAAAACAUAGAGUUGUUGUGUAACGAAUUACGAUAUCCGAAAUAUGGGGCCUACUAUAUUUAUUUCAGUAAUAUUAUCGCUAAAGCAGAUAUUAAGGUUUUGGCAGAACAUGACGAACAAGAAGUUGUUAAAGAAGUGCAAGAGUUGUACAUGGAUUAUUUGGCAGUGAAUCCGCAUCUGUUUUCUAUAGGUUUGUCCACUUGUAUGAAUAGUCUUUCCUGGGAUUUGACGGCAUUGCAGAGGACAGUUCAGGGUAUUAUUGCUGUUUUGUUGUCUCUGAAGAAAAGCCCGGCUAUUAGGUAUCAAGCUAAUUCUAAACUUUGUAAGGAUUUGGGGACAAGAAUUGAUGAAGUUAUGAGUAAAGAAUCGUCGCUGUUUGCGUUUGGACAAAACAGUCAACCUUUAUUGCUUAUUUUGGAUAGGAGAGAUGACCCAAUGACGCCUUUAUUAAACCAAUGGACUUAUCAAGCUAUGGUUCAUGAGUUAUUGACCAUAAACAACAACCGAGUGAACUUAUCCAAUGUACAAGGAGUUAGUAAAGAAUUAUCAGAAGUCGUGUUAUCAGCAGAACAGGACCCAUUUUACGCCAAAAAUAUUUUCCUAAAUUAUGGAGAAAUAGGACAGAAUAUAAAACAAUUGAUGGAUCAAUUUCAAGUCAAAGCUAAGAGUCAUCAAAAAAUCGAGAGCAUCGCGGACAUGAAAAAUUUCGUUGAAGCAUAUCCACAAUUUAAAAAACUUUCAGGGAAUCUCACCAAACAUGUAACUGUAGUUGGUGAAUUGAGUUCAAUGGUGAAUAAAUACCAACUGCUUGAUAUUUCCGAAGUGGAGCAAGAAAUUUCGUCGCAGAAUGACCACUCCUCCCAUUUGCAAAAUAUAAAGAAACUGAUCAAUAAUGACAAAGUUAGGAACACAGAUUUGGCGAAGUUGGUCAUGUUGUAUGCCCUGCGUUAUCAAAAUCAUAGUAAUAACGAUGUAGUUGGAUUGAUUGAGUUGUUGAAAAAGAGAGGAGUGGCGGAACGCCUUAUUAGAAACAUUGUCAACAUAUUGGAAUAUGCGGGUUCACAUGCUAGACAAAGCGAUUUUCUCAAUGUGGAAAAUGCCUUACAGAGUACUAAAAGGUUUUUCAAGGGCUUGAGUGGAGUUGAUAAUGUAUAUACACAACAUAAGCCCUUGAUUCAUGAAACGUUGGAAGAACUGGCGAAAGGGCGCCUGAAAGAUAGCUUGUAUCCAUAUGUUGGUAAUCAUUUCCUGAGUGGAAGGCCACAAGACGUGAUAAUUUUUAUUGUUGGAGGGGCCACAUAUGAAGAAUCUUUGACUGUACAUUCCUUUAAUAAGAGUAAUCCCAGUUUUAAUAUUGUGCUUGGUGGUACAACUGUACACAAUUCCACUAGUUUUCUAGCUGAAGUAGAACAAGCCACCAGGAAUGUGACCAGAAGGCACACUAGAAAUAUUCGAAACGUGCGAUUUGAUUAAGAUAAAAUGUUUAAUUUUUAUAUAUUACAAUGUUAUAUUUUUUAUUUAUUUGUGUAUAGAUAUAUCAGUUGAAUAAAUGUUAUAUUGAGAAUAUAAAUUAUGCUGCAAGUGA